This is a messenger RNA of Protopterus annectens (West African lungfish), 4491 nucleotides long. It is a transcript of the gene AFF2, whose product is annotated as AF4/FMR2 family member 2. The record is from RefSeq and is a predicted model, not a curated record. The transcript has 23 exons. Gene Ontology annotation, biological process: regulation of RNA splicing. Gene Ontology annotation, molecular function: G-quadruplex RNA binding. Lineage: Eukaryota; Metazoa; Chordata; Ceratodontiformes; Protopteridae. Gene Ontology annotation, cellular component: nucleus; nuclear speck. The coding region runs from base 290 to 4024 and encodes 1244 amino acids.
UGAUUGGAAUGUGAUAUGACCUUAGAACCUGCAGGUGGCAGCAAUGAUCAGAAAAGAUGCACUGAAUUCUUCUUUAUAACUGAGACAGCUCAAAGAGAGAAAAAAGACCAAGACGAGAGACAGAGGCAGACACAGAGAUCACAACAUUGUAUCUAUACACCAUAUCCAAUGAAUCAGAUGUGAGUACUGGAUUGUAAGACAGUAAACAACAUUUCUCUGUUUUGGUACCUGCAGUAAAUUUUCCUUAAAGAAUGAUGCAAAGGUAUUUUGGGUGUAAUACUGGAAACAGAUGGAUUUGAGUCACUAUGAACAAGAGAGAAGUAUAUUAAAAAGAAGAGAACGGGAACGACGAACCCAAGAAGUUCAACAAGAUGACGACUUGAUCGCUGCUGGUUUAAAUCUUUUCAGUGAGCCCUACAAGACCAGCAAAGAAGAUGCUCUUGCCAACCUUGUCCAGAACGCCUUAGGGAAUUAUGAUGAAAUGAAAGAUCUGCUGACAAGCAAUACAGAUCAGAGCCAUCUGAUAGGAAUUCCCAAAAAUUCAGUAUCUCAAACUCCAACUGAGAAAACAGACCUAAUCUUCUUUUCUGAGCAGAGGAACAUACUCUUUCAAUUGCUCCAGAACACUGAAAACACUUUCUCAACAAUGCCACUCCAGUCUACUGUCAGCUCUAACACUUCAUCGCACAACCACCAGACGCAAAAGAAAAGCAGAAAUGAAUGGACACAGAGCAACCUCAGUUCAUCUAAUGUACACUGGAGUCAGUCAAACUCUCAUCAGAACAGGGCAAAACACAAUGAAUUUCAUGAUCUACAGCAAGACCCAUGUGAUGACUUCUUCAACAGUCAGAAAGAGCAACACAAAAUUAUCCCCCAAGGAGGUCUGGAGGAUUCAAGUCUCAUAUCCUCAUCUUCUCAGUCUAGAAGGCACGGUCACUCUAGGUCCUACAGAGGAGAUCAUUCUUACAAAGAAUUAACAUCUCCAGUAGAGAGUGAAAUUCUUUUGCAUAGCUCUGGAUCACCAGUCCCAUCAACCUCUAUAUUAUCUGGCCUUUCAACCCCAAAUUUUCCUCCUGUACUUCAUCACAAACCAAGCAUGAUGCAACAGAAACCCACAGCAUACGUAAGGCCAAUGGAUGGUCAAGACCAAGCUCCAAAUUAUUCUCCUGUAUUGAAGCCAUCAUCAGAAAUUGAGGACUCAUUUGCUAGCCAGUCACUUGGAACAUUACUGGAUGGGAAGACCAAUGCAUCUAAUGCAAAAAGCAAGUUGCCGAAGCUUAUCAUUCCUCAGGCUGGUGAGGCUAGCCAUAACAAUGACUCCAGCUUUGUCGAAGAGAUUCUACGGGAGAUGACACAUUCAUGGCCACCUCCUCUGACAGCAAUCCACACUCCUGGUAAAGCCGAGCAGACCAAGUUUCCCAUUCCAAACAAGGAGUCACAUCAUCUGAUCUCUGCCUGCAAUGGACAAAGGCAGAGUGAGGCUCCCUGCAGAGCUGCAGCAAAACCCGUGCCACAGAAGUCAAUGCUUGAAGAUGAUCUAAAACUCAGCAGCGAUGAAGAUGAAAGAGAAGAGAAUGUGCAAGAGACAAACCAAAGAAGCAUUCCUGUGAACUGUCUGCCAGUACAAGUAGCACCUGGUGUAGAAUCAGUACACUCCAGUGUGGGCCGGGGCAGCUCCAGUGACUCGGAGACUACAUCAGGAUCCGAUUCUGACAGUGAGACCAGCUCCAGUGACAGUGCAUGCAAUGGAAAAUCUCAUGGCGCAACCCCUGAACCAGAGCCACCCACAAACAACUGGCAGCUCGAUAAAUGGCUAAACAAAGUCACUUCACAUAAGUCAACUAUUAAUAGACAUGGUGAAGAUCAUACCCAUAGUGCCCUGCAGUCUGAAAGUAGACAAGAUACUAGCUUGCACAACAAAGUUGUAGUCAAUGAUAAUUUUCUCCAGUCAGACUCCAAAGAAAUAUUGCCAGUCAGUCCCAUAAAGGAUAAAACCAAGCCAAGGCUUACCCAGAAAAUCCAGGAAACCAAAUGCAUGAAGCAGACAUCACCCAGUCAUGAUGAGGUGACAACACAAUGUAGUACUGUAAGCAAGCAACCUAAAAAAGUAGAAAGGAUAUCUGGUAUUGAUGAGUAUGUCUGGCCCAAACCAAAUGCUUCAAGCAGUCCCUCCAGUGAAACAGAAGUACGGACAUCGGGGGAUGCAUCCAAAGUAUGGCUGAAGGGAAGUACUUGUAAAACUCUUCCACCGAAAGUAUGGACUACUGCAGGGACCAUUUCUGACAAAAGGAAACACAGAGGACCUAGCAAAAAUAUUGCUAAAACCUGUGAGCUUUUAGAUACAGAUGUAUCCUCUGACACAGCUUCUGAGGAAGAAAAAGUAUCAAUACUUACAUUAGUCCCUACUUAUACUGGGGCCGGUAUCUCUGCAAAAAACAAAAAUUCAAGCAGUGACAACAUUAGUGUAAGUUGCUUAACUUGUAACAACACUUCCUUCACAGAUCAGAUCAACAGUGAUGCAGAAGAGCUACUGUUUUCACCAGCUGCAGAGACACAGACGAAACUCCAUUCCCCUCUUAGAGAAUUUGAAGAAAUUAAAUAUCUCUGGGUAAAAAUAGACCUCAGUUUAUUGUCAAGGAUACCUGGGCAGAAACCAAAUGAGACUAUUUCUACAAAAGAUGAUACUCAGAUUACAAAUUCUAAGCACAGAUGCCAGCCCCCAGUAAGAACUGGUGAGAAAGCAUCCAGCAAACCUAAAUGGAAACAUAAGGCUGAGUUGUUAGAUGUACUUAGUGAGAAUAAGAAACAGUGCCUUGAAAACGAUUCUACUGUGUCAUGUUCGCUCCUACCGUGCAUACGUCCCUUGCCAAAUAAAGUUGCGCGAUGGAAAGAAACCACAUUAAAGAAGACAACAAAAAAACGAGAAGAAAAGCUGCAUGUUCAUCCAUUGUCACCAGCAUUAGAAGAACCAGUCCUGGUCAAACAAAACACUAAGAGCACUUCCUUCAGUCAUGAAAGUACCAGUAGGAAGAGCUUAGAAAAUACUGUCUCCAUAUUAUCAUCACUAUCUUGUAAAUAUCGAAAAAAUGAAAAAUCAGUAUGUCACACAAAUGGUGUUAAUCCACAAAAUGAAGACGAUUCCUGUAAUAUUCAGCCAAACAGCCUCCAUAACAACAGUGAAACAGAGACCAGUAUUCCGUGUACAGAGCCCUUAUUGCCUGUUCAGAAUUUAGAAGAUAUCAGCACAAAACUAACUUUUGAUGACAAGCUUCACGGUGCCGAUUACUAUAUGCAAGAAGCGAAGAAACUAAAACACAAAGCUGACGCAUUGCUAGAAAAAUUUGGCAAAGCGGUGAACUACGCUGAUGCUGCCCUUUCAUUCAUUGAAUGCGGGAAUGCUAUGGAGCGAGAUCCAUUAGAGGCAAAAUCACCAUAUACAAUGUACUCUGAGACAGUCGAACUCAUCAGGUAUGCUAUAAGGCUCAAAAAUUUGACAGGCUUGAGUGCUACAGAAACAGACAAGAAACUUGCAGUUUUGUGUUAUCGCUGCCUAGGGCUCCUCUACUUUCGAAUGUUUAAAUUAAAGAAGGACCAUGCCAUGAAAUACUCCAAGUUGUUAACAGAAUAUUUUAAGAAUUCAUCAAAAACUUCACAGGCCCCUUCACCCUGGGAAUCAAAUGGAAAGAUCACUGGACCGUUGUCCCCCUCAUCCCUUACCGCAUCGCCUAUCAGUUCUGCUGGAAGUAAUACCAUCACUGCAGGGUACUCCAGCAGUGCAGGAGCUAUCGCUGUUCCUCAGCGCAUCCAUCACAUGGCUGCGAGCCACAUCAAUAUAACCAACAACCUCCUGCACAGUCACGAGCACUGGGAUACAGCUGACAAGCUGACUCGAGAAAAUAAAGAGUUUUUCGAAGACCUAGACACUGAGAUGGGACCUUUAACACAACAAAGCAGCAUGACCAGUUUAGUUCGAUAUGUCCGACAAGGACUACACUGGUUGCGAACUGAGGGCAAUAUAUUAUAGUAAUUGUCACAUACACUAAGGUCAGUAGUGCUGUGACAGUAUACAGACAAUUUUUGGUGGCAGUCCUCACAUUUUUGACAGUUUUCUGGAUUUUAUAUGUAUCAAGGCAUCUUUUUUAUACCUUACAAAAGAACCAGAAAUCAGUAUGAAUGGUGACAGCAUCUCUUUGGCCACUGCAGUGUUCCAGUUGCUCAGAUUUGUACACAGUGCUGCUUUUCUAUGGUGCCAUUUUACUAUCCUGUUCCAAAUGGUACAUUCCUGCAAAUACUUUUUGAAAUUCACACUGCCUUUAAUUGAUCAGGAACAUACUGUGUGAAGAUGUCAAUGGCUGUGAAGAAAAAUAAAGCAUCCUAAACUAGAUAAAAGCUCACGCUGUUGCAUAUCAGGAGAUAAAGGCUUUAAAUGUUAAUGUGUUCCCAUUUAAAUCGUUGUGAAAUAACUUUCCACAAUUACAUGUUUCUCAUCCA